AUGAGUUUCUCCUAGCACUGGGUAGUUUUCAUUCUGUCAAUAGACAGUAAACAAAUAUAAUGAUUAGGAUGAUAAGUUAAAUUGUAUGUCAUGUAGAGGGCUUUCAGUAUGGGAGUGUCUUCAAAAAUGUUGUUCCAGCACUUGGUCUCAAAAACUAGUACUUCUACUGCCCUACAAAGCUGAACAGUGUAGUGAUUUCCAGACUCAAUUAACAAUUCACAUAAAUACUUGGGAUGGAAACAUUAAGAACUGGAAAACAAAUCUUAUGACAUCUUGUUUCUAAGGAACUUGCUACUGCCAUGGCAUUGUGAAAGUUUGUCACUUGAUUUUUAAAUGGUAAUUUUCUCCUAAUUGUUUUUGUUUAGUGCUUUGAGAUCAUUAAUAUUAUUGUUAAAGAAAAAUACUUAUAUUGUACAAAAAACUCUGCACCGAAGGCUGGAGGCUACUCAUCUUAUCCUGGCACUCAUCUGUCUUGCCAGUUUUGAGACUUUUUGUGGUGACAUCAUCCAGAAAGAAUCACUCAUAUUGCCUUCAGGAAAUGGCCUCUCCUAAAUCUUUGCUGAGUCUCGUAACCUUCACUUUUGGGUCAGCAAUAGGAUUUUUCUUAUGCUAUGUGCUAUUUAGUAUAGUGCUAGAAGAACAAGUUGAGAUCCAUCCUCAUGUUCUUCACAAUGAUCCUCACGGUGAGCACAUAGAAGAAACUGGAAAUAAUCAGCUGGAGGGACAAAUGAACUUCAAUGCAGAUGCUGGGCAGCAUAAAGAUGAAAACAAACUUAUUGCUGAUGACUUGUAUCAGAAGGUCAAAAUACUCUGUUGGGUCAUGACUGGGCCUCAGAAUCUAGAGAAGAAAGCCAAACAUGUUAAAGCCACUUGGGCGCAGCAUUGCAAUAAAAUAUUAUUUAUGAGCUCUGAGGAGAAUAAAGAUUUUCCAACCGUGGGCCUAGAAGCCAAAGAAGGCAGGGACCAAUUGUAUUGGAAAACUAUUAAAGCUUUCCAGUAUGUACAUGAUCAUUAUUUUGAUGAUGCUGACUGGUUUAUGAAAGCAGAUGAUGAUACAUAUGUCAUAUUGGAUAAUUUGAGGUGGCUUCUUUCAAAAUACAGUCCAGAACAACCAAUAUACUUUGGAAGAAGGUUCAAGCCUUAUGUGAAACAGGGCUACAUGAGUGGAGGAGCAGGAUAUGUACUGAGCAAAGAAGCUCUAAAGAGAUUUGUUAAUGCAUUUAAAACCAACAAAUGUUCUCAUAGCUCUUCUAUUGAAGACCUUGCACUUGGAAAAUGCAUGGAGACUAUUAACGUAGAAGCUGGAGAUUCAAGGGACACAAGUGGUAAAGAAACUUUUCAUCCCUUUGUGCCAGAACAUCUCUUAAUCCGAGGAUACCUACCAAAGACAUUUUGGUAUUGGAAUUAUAAUUAUUAUCCUGCUGUGGAGGGUCCUGGUUGCUGCUCAGAUCUGGCAGUUUCAUUCCACUAUGUUGAUCCCACAACUAUGUAUCAAUUGGAAUAUCUGAUUCAUCAUCUCCGUCCAUAUGGUUACCUCUAUCGGUAUAACCCCGACUCUCCCAAGAGCCUAGAAAAACAAAGCAAGAGUGAAGCAAUGGGUAGCGAUGCAAAAGAUAAAGUGGAAAACCCCUGAAAAUUAAUCAGACUCUUUAUCAACAGUGAAGUGGAUAAUAGUGCACUGAAAGAAGUAUUGUGGAAUGGUGAGCUAUUUCAUUUAGCUCAGACAGAACACUGGAAUUACUAUUGGUGAUUCUUUGAAAUCAGAUUGUCUUACUGAAAGGCUGCAGACCAUAGGUUGCAAUACAAUGGCUUUUAUUUGUUGAGGUAGUAGGACUUUUCUUAUAGGUGGGUCUUCAGAAUCCAGUCCUAUAGCUUUAAAGUGAGCUGUGAAAUCGUAGUUAUGAUACAGUAAUCUAUACUAGAAAAAUGUAUUAAAAUGAAUGGCGGGUGGCCAGGUUCAAGUAUGAUCACACAGUGUUUCUGUUCCUUUAUUCCUUGCAGUUCUUAUUCCCAUUCUGUUGGGUUAGUGCUAGUAUUAGAAAUCAAAUCUUGUGCUACACAGGCUGAGCUCUUUGAGAUGCUGAGGAUACUGAAGAAAUUUGAUGUAAAAGAGCUGACCCUGAGAAGAUACUAAGUAACCACUUUGCCUUUAAAAGGACAGACUUCAGAUCAUUUGGUAUAAACAGGUAUGCCAAAUGUUCAGGUUCACCAACUGAUCUGAAGGAUUAUUUGCUUGUUUCAUGAUUGAAAUGAUUUAUUUACUUCAGGCUUCAGUAUAAAUUUCCACUGAAGACUGCUCCACAAAGUUGCCACCAAAUUGGCUUGUUGAAGUCCGAGUAGGGAAAAACACAGCAGUAAUUAGAUUGUAUACCUUGAAAUAGGUUGAGGAGACAGGUAUAGUAUGGGCAGAUAUGAACAUUUUUUUUUUUUUUUUUUUUUUUUGCUCAUGAUAUAACCUAUAGCUUGAAUGGGCAUAAAUUAAAAACCAGAACUUCUCAACCAGCGUUAACUAGAAGUUGAUCUGUUACAAACUCAAGUCCAUCCCUCUGUUCAUUGCAUUACCAAACAACUUUUUCUUUCUUUUGGUUUGCAAUCGGUAAAUGUUUGCUGCAUAAAACAUGGCACUUAAGCAGUAGCACCUGAAUAAUUCUUCAACUUGCCAAGUUCUUCUAUUGGUUUAUUUCCAUUUAAAUUAGAUAUUUGCUUUACUCUUAGUUUUGUCAUUUCGUUUAUUUAUGGAGUCUAUCCCGAUGGAAUAGGUCCCAUUUUAGAUAACAGCAAGGUUCUUAUUUUAUAGGGGGUUUUUUAAUGUUUCCAAAAAAAUCCAUUAUUUAUUUGCACUUCUUUCUGAAAUUUUAUCUACAUUUUCAUUGUGGCCUACUCCCCUAAUUCUUCAGUUAGAUUUGCAUCUUUAUUCCUAAAACUAUUGUAAACAUUCCCUGGGUAUAAUGCUUUGUAGAGAAGUUUUAUGUACAGUUGUGUCCUUCUGAAUACAGAAGUCUUCCAAAGGGCUUUAGUCUUACGCACUAGGUGGCUAUGGGAAGUAGCUCUGUGUAUCAGUAAAAUAAUCCACUUAUCUAGGACAAAGAAUGCAUUGUAAUGCACCAAAAAUCCCUCAGUUGGAGAUGAACCCUACUAUAGACUUUUUUUUGUCCCCCUACUUUUUGCCUCAUAGGGGUGCUGACAGACAUGCCGCCCCCCCCCCCCAAAACAAACAAACCAGCACAUGCCCUGAAGUAGAAUCGCAUCAGUUGGACCUGACUCCCCAGCGUCUGUAUAGCUUGCAUGCUUCAGCGGGGUUUUUCGGCACUUUUAUCAAAUAGGUGAUUCAGCUAUUAGGUAAAAGCACCAAAAAGCCUCGUUGAAGCACAUGAGCUACACAGAUGCUGGGCAAGCCGGAUCAAACUGAUGCAUUUCUUCUUCCGGGCAUGCGUUGCACUUGGCGCUGCGAUGCGCUGAGGUGAAAGUAAAGCACUAGGGUUUUUAUUGUUUGUUUGGGAGUUUUCCCAUGUCUGUAAGCAUCCUAUAUCAUUAGUCCAGCUCCAGGGUCUGACUAUCCUGACAUAUCUCUUUAUCUUCAGCCUGUAGUUUUUAGCAGAGGCCUUCCUAACUUUUUUCACUUUUUACCUUCAUCACACUGAGUAUGACCCAAACUUGGCUGCUCUUAGCUACUGUUUUGGUGAUAAUAAUGCUAGAAGGUGGCCUUACUCAGUGUGCCUAAUGUCAGGUGCUGUUAACACCACCAUGAAAAUAUUUCCUGCUGACUCACUUCCAAGGUCAUACACUUUGGGUAUCAAAACACUGGUAUUGUAGCUGCCUUUUGGCAUAUGUGCAGCACCAAUCUCAGAUGGACUUAUUAGAGCAGGGAAGGGUGCAUCUAGCACUAUAUUAGAGAAGAGCAUGAAAAGCAGAUGCUUACUACCAACCAAUAUUAAGUCAGUGUGUUGCAUCAUUUUCUGGCAAGAGAGGGGCUGAACAAUCAGCUUGGUUUGGAGGCCAGCAGGCACUAAGCCCUUGGCCACUGAGCCCUUUCUUCCCAAGACCCAGCGGUGGCAUGGUGGAAGCCCCAAUCUGCCUGUACUGUGCUGCAGCUGGAGGGUACAGAGGUUGCAGUAGGCUGCAGCAUGGUACAGCACAAGCUCCCCCUCCACUGAAGCCCUGGGCACCUAACUGCAGCAUGGUGCGGGGAAAUCCCCCCACCCUCCACAGCUGAAUGGCACAGAAGCCACAGCUUCCUGGGUUGGUUCCAGAGGUUCAGCAGGCAACAUCUGGUCUGUGUACCAUAGAUUGCUGAACUCUGUCAUGGGUCGUGAUUUACUUUAUCUAGCUUCUUCUGUAACUACCUUGUAACAGGAUGGCAGUAACUGCAGUAUCUCAUGAAAAGUGAAGUAAAUAUGUCCACCUUUGCCUCCUGUUUGAAUACAGGGUGUUUCUCUUCCCAGUACAUCAGAUAUUACCAAAUAGUAAUUAAACAAGUAGUUAUGGCAGAAUCAAAGAUUAGUAUUUCAUCAUGAGUAUUUUUUUGCCAGCGCAAUUACCUCAUGUAGACUGGAAGGGAUAACACCUUUACAAAUGUUUGUGAGUUAACCUGUGUAGACUUUUUACGUAGUUUUAAUCUUUUUGAAAAUCUCAUAAAUCUCUGAGGUCCACAGGAGAAUGCUGCUGCUUUACACUUCUUCUGAGCCACAGAAUGCAAUUGAAGUUGAGCAAAAUAUUCCUGCGUGAGUUAAUCAUUAAUUAGUUACAUCAUCUGCAAGAUGCAAGCCAACAGGAUUAUGAAGUUCAAAUGCCAAAAACAUUGAGUUAUAGUGAUUAGUACAUUGUUCAGACUCAACUUCCUUUAAUAAACCACAGAACCUUUAACUUAAAGUUGGUACUUUUUGUUUUAAAAUAUUAUUAACUCUGCCAGUGUGAAAGACCUACAACAUUUUGGCCUGCAUUUCCUCACUACUGCUAGUUCACUUUCUGUUUUUAGUGAGCUUCAGUGUCCUUGACCUACCUCAAGACAAAAAGCAACUUUCUGUCUUGUGGUGUAGCCAGUAAAAUGACUGCCUAGUAUAGGACAUUUAUAUUUAUCCUAUCUCAGUAAAGUAAGGGUGUCAAAGGUGCUGCCUGCAGGCUGCAUCUGGGCCGUGGAUUCCUGUCAUCCAACCAUCAGUGCUGCCCAUAGACCUUGGACCAGCUCUGCAUGUGGUAUGUGGAGUUGUCUGUUGUAUUUGAUCCCGUUUUGGGCACAUGAAAUGCUGUUCCAGGGCACAACAGCCUGAAUCUCAAUUCUGGGCCUGGGGCCAGGCCAGAUCAGGCCCACAGAUGGCCCCUCAUAUGGCGCACGGGGCUGGGACUAACCAAUGUGCUGUGUGCAGACCUAGAGCUGGGGUGCAUACUACUUGUAGGGCCAGUCCAGGACAUACACCGCAUAUGGGACUGGUCAGCAGGGCCAGUCCAGCCUGCAGACCAGCUUCACAUCCCGCAUCUAGUGCAUGGAGCCAGAUGAGUUUCAUACCCCUGCAAUAAAUCAUAAAUGCCUUCUGUAUUGCCCCAACUCUUGGGCUAGGGAAAACUACUGCAUUUGCUGUUCAACAUGUGUUAAGAAAGGAGGGCAGACUUGUACUGCUUUACUGUGCCAGGUUCUUACAAAAAAUUGUUGACUGUUACUUUUUUGUUGUAAGUGCUUCUAUAAUUGGGCUGGUUUUACUCUUGGAUUGUUAUAUUCUUAUUGAAAAAGUAAUUAUGCCUAGAAAACAUCAGCUAGUUUUGUACCUUGGUGCCCAUGUUCAUUUUUCACUUACAAAACAUGUCUGCCUAAUAAAAGUCUGAUGGGAUUUGUCAGAAGAUCUAACAGUACAGCCUUCUUGUAUGGUGUUUUGUAGUGACCAGCCAUUGAUUUCAGCCUCAUGACCUCAGACUUAAAGAGCAAACGUUAGACUGAUUUUUACAGCUUUUGCAGCCCAAGCAAGCUGCUAUAAUGAAUUUUGUGUUGAUGAAUUGCUGUUUUUUAGAAUAUAUGUUUUUGAACCUUAGAGUCAGAGACUGUUUUAUGUCAUAUGGUUCAUUUUUAAUCUUAAAAAAAAGCCUGAGUGCUUUCUUGCAUCAGCAGUUGUUCUGAAAAAAUCCAAUUGUAAAACUGUAAUUUAAAUUUCAUUAAAUUGUUGGAUAGUAGACGUUCUACAAUCCUCAGGGGUUUGUUCUGGGAAUUGGAAUAUUCAUUGCUUGUUGCAGUCUUAGAACUUAAAUGCUUUUUGUUGUUUUUCUUUUUUCUUUUGCUUUCACUCUCUUUCUGCCUUUUCAUCUUUUAGCUCUUCUUCAGUUUCUUUUGGCAUGAGAACAUCCUCAAUCUGUUGUUAUAUGUUUGAGUUCUUAGACUAAAAAUAGACAUCCAGCUUCUCCCAGGACAAAACCUUCUAUUCUGGCAUUCUACAGAUGUAUAAACUCAUUGUUAUUCACCAUAAGUAAAUGUGAAGUAUUGUGUGACAUGCCACACUUUCAAAUUAAAGCAGUUUAAAAUAAACCAGUUUUUAAAUUGUUCUACACCUAUUUUUUUUUUUCUAAGUAACAAAUUUACAGCUCGGCCACUUCUAUUGUUGGAAUUAUUUUUGCAGUGUAGCAUGUCUAAAUUUUUUGUGAAAUUAAUUAUUUAAUUGCAUAAUAGAUGUAAACGAUGUCAGAGCCCUGAGAACUGCCCCCUUCCCCCCACAUUUUUGCAGAUGACUAUUCCACAGCUGUUUUGAUAGGAGUCAAAGCCAGGGACAAGCAGACCUGGGAUAAAUGCCAUGUCUGCUUAGCCUUAUAGCUGAAACUGGUCUUUGCCACUUAAGAGGAAUUGACUAAUUUAGAUUUCUAUCUUUUCCCUCUGUGUUUUUUCCCAGUUUAUCUUGCAGUAUGUUUGCAUAAGAUAAGGUUACCAUAUGUCCAGGUUUUCCUGGACAUGCCCUCCUUUUUUGGCUCCCUGUCCUCGUGUCUGGGUGGAUUUUUAAAAUACAAGCCAAUGUCCAGGUUUUUGCUCUGCCUCCUACUUUCCCUGGGACUAGCAGCUUGGCUGCUUGGGCAAGGUGAUUGGCUGUUGGGGGUCAUGUGCUGUGCUCACCAGGUAAGCAUGUGUGUGUGUGCAUGGGAGCUACAUGGGGGGCAGGGUGCUGUGAGUCCUGAGUGAGGGGCACUGGCAGUGCUGAGGGACAGGGGGCUGGGGGCUUAAGUGAGGAGCAGAAGCAGGGCACGGGCAUAUCACUGCCCGUCUCCUCCCCACCCCCCGGCACGCGCACACAGUUUUAUGCCUCUCUGCCCCUGCUCCCCCCCUCUCUCCCACAGGUGUCUUCUUUUUUGAUACUGGAAGUAUGGUAACCCUAGCUAAGAUGAUACACUUAUACUUCCCAGUGAAACAUGCAGUGCCCUUGUCCUUUGACUGUGAUGUCAUUUCCCUUUGUUUGUUCUUAGAUUUUUCUCUCUGGAAAUGCUUCCUAUAGUUUCCUGCAUGUCAGAACUGUUCAGUUUAUUUUUCUUUCACACGUUACCCCUAGCUUUUUCUAUACUUUCACUUGUGGAUGUUUUAGUGAGUAAAUUUAGCAGACUGGUUCCCUGAUAGGAUGGGAGUAAUUUUUUUCAAUUCAUUGUACUCUGGUAGUCUGCAGAAAAGUAGUGAUUGCUUGGAUAAUGUAGUUCCUAUUUAACAUUAAUAAAUACUGCAUACACCGAUGAAAACACACACCUUCAUAGAAGUCUUUCCAAUCAGCCCUAUAUUUCACUUGACCAGAAAAAAUUGUGUGGAACUGCAAAAGUAUAAUAUUUCUUCAUGUUACUGUGUAUUGUGUUUAAGUUACUCUGCAACAUCAACUGCAUGAAUUGUAUGAAGAAUAUUAUGGGAGAUGCAUCUUGCUGCUGGGCAGUAUGUCCCAAAGAAAAUCUGUGAAUGUUUGUUUGGAUUUUAAGACAAGAAAAUAAUUCCAUUAGUGGCAAACUGUGGUUGGUGACUUGUAAGUGCUCACCAUAUGAAUUUAUUUUUAAAUAACUGUUUUAAGUGCCUUUUGACCAGUUUUUUUUUUAAGCAAUUAACUUAAUUUGAGAAUUGCACAAAUAAAGUAAGUUGUCUCACACAAA
Messenger RNA from Alligator mississippiensis (American alligator), 8091 nucleotides. It is a transcript of the gene C1GALT1, whose product is annotated as core 1 synthase, glycoprotein-N-acetylgalactosamine 3-beta-galactosyltransferase 1. Bases 539 to 1633 code for a protein of 364 amino acids. The record is from RefSeq and is a predicted model, not a curated record. Gene Ontology annotation, cellular component: membrane. NCBI's taxonomy places the organism in Eukaryota, Metazoa, Chordata, Crocodylia, Alligatoridae. Gene Ontology annotation, molecular function: N-acetylgalactosaminide beta-1,3-galactosyltransferase activity. The transcript is spliced from 4 exons.